GCUGCCGCCUCCAUUGUGAGCCGGGAGCCCGGGCUGAGCCGCGGCUGCUCCCCAGCGGGAUGUGUGCGGGGAGAGCCCUUCCCUAGCGCCCCUCUGUGCCCAGCCGGGGGGACUUUCUCCGGGGGCUGGAACCAGCCCCUGGGGCAGCCGCAGCCUCUGCCGACACCAGCCCCUGAGCCGCAGACUCCAGUUGCAGGAACAAACCAUCCCGAUGUAUAGAAAGAAUAGUAAAUAUGGCAGGCGACCAGCUUGGCUAAACAGUGAAAUCCUUGCUGAUCUUAAACGCAAAAAAGAAGCUUACAAGAAGUGGAAGAUUGGACAAAUGACCAGGGAGGAGUAUAAAAAUAUUGCUCAGGCAUGCAGGAGUGAAAUCAGGAAGGCCAAAUCACACUUGGAGUUGCAGCUAGCAAGAGAUGUUAAGAGUAACAAGAAGGAUUUCUUCAGGACAGAAGCGACUUUGUCUGCACAAAGUGCAAGCUGGUCUCCAUAUUGGAGGAGAAGGUUCGAGGGCUGGAGAAACAAGUAUCAACUCUGCGUUGCAUAAGGGAAAAUGAAGAUUUCCUGGACAGACGUCAGGAGAUGCUUCUACGGCCACAAUGUUCUGAAGAUUCAGAGCAGGCGCAGCAGGGACAGAAGGAUUGUGAGGAGGUUUGGCAGCAUGUGACCUCCAGAAGAAGAAAGAGGAGCGUCCAUGCACCAGCAAUGGAGAUACAGGUCAAAGUGAAAAUGAAAAAAGACAAAAAAAAAUACAAAAUUUUUUCCCCUCAAAGGCUUCAAAAACUAACCAAGGUGAAGAACACAUCAAGAACUAAGAGUAUAUCAACAUGUCAUCUGAAGGUUCAAGUGGUAUAUCUACAUCCGACCAGCCCGAAGCACAAAUACAGCUACCUACUGAAGGAACAGUUCUCCAAAACCUAAAGGCAGUUCCCGAUGUUUGUCGGUCAAAGUGUUCCCAUUUAUUGAAAUUACAAAAGAUGGCUACUGGUACACCGCUUGCAAAAAAGCUUAUGAAGAAGAAAAGCUUCCCAAUACUAUAAUUGGUAAAAGGGGAGGAUCUUGGUUUGUCAAACCAAUCAGCAAAGCCAAUGCUGACAAACUAUGUGAAAAGGCUGCAAAACACCAGGCCUCUGGAGUGUAUCAACAUGCAGAAAGCCUUAUAAGCCCACUAUCAAAGCCAAUUUUAGAAGUACUUAAUGAGGCUGUUAAGAAUGCUGGAGACACAACACAGUUCAUGCAAACAAACAUGGCUGUGGCAUCCUACUUUCUAUUUAAGCAAGAGAUACCACACACUACAAACUGGAGGCCAAUGUUAAGUGCAUUGUCACUUGUUCAUCCUGAAGUUGAACACUGGUUCCAAACAAGACCAGCAAAUGCUCACUAUCUUUCAGCAAGAAACUCAACUGACUGGCUAGAAGCAUGUGGUGCAACAGUGAAAGACUCAACGGUUGAAAAAGUGAAGAACUCUCUCACCACAUUCGAAAAAUGUGCAUACAUGGCUGAUGAAUGCACCGAUGCAAAUGGGCAUCAAGUAUUAAGUCAUUGUGUACGUUAUCUUGAUGUCAGGGGUAGGCCAGUAGAUGGAUUUCUAGAUGUUCCAGUUAUAGAAGACACAUUGGCUGCAUCUGUGACAACCCACAUCUUAGAAGAGUUAAAUGCUUGUCAAUUGGACCCCAAACAGAUGGCUGCUUGUGCAUUUGAUGGAGUUGCAAACUUCUCUGGAAGACAUGAUGGAGUACAUUAAAAAAGCUAUAAAUUUAAUGUCUUCAUUAUAUUCUUUUUUCAGCAAGAGUCCAAAAAGACUGAAUAUCUUGGAAAAUAUAGAAGAUACACUGGGACUGAAGUUCAAAUUAGUCCAACCUGGGAAAACCCGCUGGUUUUCUCAUGAGUGAUCCUUGGCUGUUGUCUUAAAAUUACUCCAGCCGUUAUUACUGGCUUUGGAAAGUAUCUACCAAGAUGGGAUGGAUCUAAGUAAUGAGGGUGGUGGAUUACUUUUGCUACUAUGUUCAGAGAAGACUAUUGCCAUUCUCUCUCUCUCGCUGCAGAACAUCCAUGUCUUGCUCCAGAUCAUUCCAUGCCCUCCAGAGACAGGGAAAGGAAAUGGCUGCAGCGGAGCUGGUGACCUUCGAGGAGGUAGCUGUGUAUUUCUCUGAGGAGGAAUGGGUUCUGCUGGACCCAGGUCAGAGAGCCCUCUACAGGGAUGUGAUGCAGGAGAAUUAUGAGACUGUGACCUCUUUGGGAUUUCCAAUUUCCAAACCUAAUGUGAACUCCUGGGUAGAGCGAGAGGAGGAGCUGCGGAUCCCAGAUCUCCAGGGUUCUGAGGAAGGGGAGAUCAUCAGCGACACCCACACAGGGGAGAGGACAGUGAGUGAGAACAAUGAGGAGAGUCUUCAACAGGAAGGUCCUGAGCAAGUGGCACCGUGUGGGAUGUUAUUGGGAAGAUCUGAAGGGCCUGUUUCCCAGAGUCCUGAGCAGGGAGAAACCUGUGAGAGUCAGUGCAGGCCAGAAAGGCAGCAGGGAAACCAUCCAGGUGAGCGCUGUGGUAAAUCUACUCACAGGAGCAGAAGGGUGAAAAGAAACAAAGAAACCGAUCAACAGAAAAUCCCCCAUCAAGAGGGACUCUACACUUGCAAUGACUGUGGGAAAAGCUUCCAGUGGAGACAGGCCCUUAUUUUACAUCAGAGAAUGCACACAGGUGAGAAACCCUUCAACUGCUCUGACUGCGGGAAAAUCUUUAGUUGGUGCUCAAGUCUUAUUGAACAUCAGAGAACCCACACAGGAGAGAAGCCCUUCAACUGCUCUUACUGCGAGAAAAGCUUCAGUCGGUACUCCUACCUUAUUAAACAUCAGAUACUACAUACAAGAGAGACACCCUAUAACUGCCCUGACUGUGGGAAAAGCUUCAGUCAGAGCUCAGACCUUCUUAGGCAUAGAAGAACCCACACAGGCUAAAAGCCCUUUAACUGCUCUGACUGCGGGAAAAGCUUCAGUCGGAGUGCAAGUCUUACUGAACAUCAGAGAAUUCACACAGGACAGAAACACUUCAACUGCUCUGACUGUGGGAAAAAGUUCAGUCGGAGCUCAAACCUUAUUGAACAUCAGAGAACCCACACAGGAGAGAAGCCCUUUAACUGUCUUGACUGUGCGUAAAGCUUCAGUCAGCGCUCAAAUCUUGACAGGCAUCAUACAAUCCACACAGGAGAGAAACUCUUCAACUGCUCUGACUGCAGGAAAAGCUUCAGGGAAUGCUCAUACCUUAUUGCACAUCAGAGUAUUCACACAGGACAGAAACCUUAUAACUGCUCUGACUGCGGGAAAAGCUUCAAUUGGAACUCAUAUCAUACAAGAAAGACAUCCUAUAACAGCCCUGACAUCAGGAAAAGCUUCAGUCAGAGCUCAGACCUUGUGAGACAUAGGAGAAUCCUCACAGGAGAGAAACCCUUCAACUGCUCUGAUUGUGGGAAAAGCUUCCAUCAGAACUCAAACCUAAUUGAAAACCAGAGAAUCCACACAGGAGAGAACCCCCAUGACUGCCAUGGCUGUGGGAAAAGGUUCAGUCGGAGCUCAAGCCUCAUUGAACAUCAGAGAACUCACACAGGACAGAAGCCCUUUAACUGUCAUGACUGUGGGAAAAGCUUCAGUCGGCUCUCAAAUCUUAACAGGCAUUGUACAAUCCACACAAGGGAGAAACCCUUCAAUUGCUCUGACUGAGAGAAAAGCUUCAGUGAAUGCCCACACCUUAUUGCACCUUAGAGAAUUCACACAGCGCAGAAACCCUAUAACUGCUCUAACUGCGGGAAAAGCUUCAGUCAGAGCUCAAGCCUUACUGAACAGCAGAGAACCCACACAGGAGAGAAAUCCUACAGACGCAGUGCAAGAAAAAAAAGCUCUGUCAGGUAUCACACGUUCUAUCACAUCAGAGAACCCAAAGGUGAGAGAGACCCUAUGAAUUCCCAAGUGCAGGAAAAGCCUCAGCUGGAGGUCAAUCUUUGUUGCCCACCAGAGAAUCCACACAGAAAGAACUCUUUAAAUGCCCUGAAUCUGGGAAAUAUUCUGUGAGAGCUCAGCCCUUAAUAAACCUCUGAGAACCUACAGGGAAGAGUGCCCUGACUGCGGGAAAGCCUUCUAGCACAACUCAUCUCUUGUUAGAUGUAAGAGAAUCCACCCAGGACACACAUUGUAAAAGGGUGCUGGCUAGGGAUGGGCCAAUUGAAUAACAUCUUUGUUUAUUCCCACAUAUAUGAGAGGAUCUGGCAUGACUGUAGUGAGGACAUGCAACAUUAUCAAAGCAGAAAUGUCCUUCCUAGAACAGAACCAUGCAGAGCAAGAGGCUGAGAUAAGAUUCCCACAUUAUGAUGGGACUUGAUUAUGACUUUUUGGGAAAUCUGAAUGUUUUAUGUUCAGCUACUUCAUUUAAGUUUGAUGUUAUACACCUAAACCCAUCUUUUUCUUGUCUGCUGUGACUUCUCAUUCAUCCUUGAUAGAGUUUUUAGGCUGGAAUCCACCAAAGAACUUAGGCAUUGUGACACUCAGUGUUGCAAAUUUCUAACUUUUGUGUACCUAGAAUAUCAGAGAAACAGCAGUGCGAUCCACAAAGUCUGAGUUAUGUGACCAAGUCCCUUAUAAAAGGUUGCCUUAGAAUGGGAUCCCCAAAUCCCCGCAGAUUAUGUGGGGAGCCAUGUAAACUAGCUAGUGUGGCAUGCUGAUGAGUGGUAUGUCCUAAGCCCCGCCCCUUUUAUGGAAAUACGUACAUAUCUCUACUUCCAAUUCAUGAGCCGUGGAAGCGAUCCUCUGACAAUAGGGCCCAGUCCAGUAGACGUUUUCAGAGGCCGCCUAACUCCACAGUGGGCGAAUCUCCCUCAGAACCUUUUGGCCAGUGGUUAGGGUAUUCACUAAGGAUGUGGGAGACCAGGUCAAGUCCCCUCUCCACAUAAUAAAGCCAAAGUUUUAGAACAUGGAUCUCCCACCUCUCAGGUGAGUGCCCUAGCCUAGCCUAGAUAUUCUGAUGUGGGUUUCUCAAUCGGUCCUAGUGAAGUGGUUCCACUGUGUAUAAAUACCAAGAGUCGUUAAGCCAGACAGAGAGUGAAAAUGACCCUAUAGUCCUGUGCUUAGAGCACCCACCCACCCCUUGCUCCAAUGAUUCUAAGUUUCCCUCAAGAUAAAAUCCUAAAUCCUGCCAUGAAGAAGAUUACAGAAAUUCCAGCUACUGAAAAGUUCACAAAAGUUUAGGAAAUCAAUUGUUAUUGCUAAAAUUCCAUAGGGAAUUUCUGUGCUUCAUGGAAGUUGGUCUUGGCGAGCAUAAUUAUUGCUUUCCUAGAACAUUAACCCAUUGGAGUUCAGUUCUGUUCCCUAAAACCCAACUCUUGGGGGCUGGUAGGUGUUGUUAACUGAAAAGUACCCAGGUCAUAUAACACCAACAACUUCCAUCCAACUAUGAAAAAGAUCCUAAUUUCAUAUGGUACAAAAGAAAAUAAUUAUGCUAGAAAUAGUAAAAGUAGUACAGCCUUAAAACUGCUUCAGACUGGGGAAAAUUCUUCUAAAAACAAAACUGGAAUGGAUUAUAGGAUUUGAAUGUAACACCACUGUAACAAAACUGUUUUGGUGCUGAUUUAAACUGCAUGCUUUCACAUGUAACUGCCAGAGUUAUUGUUCACAUGGCGCAUGUGUAGUGCUGAUCUCAUUUUACUUGGCUUACUAAAUUACCUGGCUUAUUGCUUAGAAGAGCUUCCUAGCUUCACAUUACUGGUUUGAUGAGAACAUAACUAAGUACUUAUGGUAUGAAUGAAAACAUCCAAACUAAAUGAUAUGUUGUAAAACAAUUGAAUUUCAUAAUCUAAUUAAUUUAACUGCUCACAUACAGUUUAAUUUUGUAAUUUACCUAUUUAAUGCUCGGUAAAUAUAGCUAUAUUUAGAACAAUCUUUAAACCUAAGAUUGAUCUUUAUGAGUUUUAU
Malaclemys terrapin pileata is the source of this 5949-nucleotide messenger RNA. RefSeq names its product zinc finger protein 34-like. The transcript has 7 exons. Gene Ontology annotation, biological process: negative regulation of transcription by RNA polymerase II. Gene Ontology annotation, molecular function: DNA-binding transcription repressor activity, RNA polymerase II-specific. NCBI's taxonomy places the organism in Eukaryota, Metazoa, Chordata, Testudines, Emydidae. Bases 1972 to 2949 code for a protein of 325 amino acids. The record is from RefSeq and is a predicted model, not a curated record.